AUGGCGUGCUCUGAAGUUGGGACUGCGACAAAUAGCGAAGAGGAGCAGGAAGAACAAAAGCUUAUUGAUGUCAUGUUUCUCUGCGACGAAUGGAAAUCUUCUAAGGGUGGAUUAUCAACUUUCAAUCGAGAAUUUGCCAUUAAUUUGGCACAAGCGACGACUGGUAGCAUGAAAAUCCAUUGCUAUGUCUCCAAUAGCGAUGAUCGGGACAGAAAAGAUGCUAAACAACAUGGUGUUAAUUUAAUCACAGCUCGAAAUGUUCCUGGUUCAGCCGACCCCCUCGAGUGCUUGAAGUUUCCACCCUCAGAGCUCCCAAACCCACAUCUGGUGAUAGGCCAUGGAAGAAAGCUGGGUAGUCCUGCGUAUUUCCUAGCACAGGCUACAAAAUGUAAAUGGAUACAAUAUGUCCAUGUCUACUGCGAAGACCUUGGAAAAUACAAGAAAACAACUGUGGCUGCAACAGAUACAAUAGAAGAGAACGAGAAGAAGCACAAGAUGGAAAUUGAGUUGUGUAAAGCAGCGGAUGCAGUUGUCGCUGUUGGCUCACGCUUGCAACAGUUGUACAGUAGAAGUCUUGUUAAUGUAAAAGUGGAGCUUAUUACUCCUGGGAUCUUUGAAAAUUUUUCCAAUAAAUCCCAGUUGGUGGUAGACAGAACAGUAGUUAAGAAUUUUAAUGUGUUUAUGUUUGGCCGAGCAACCUUUGAGGAUCUUUCCCUGAAAGGCUACGAUAUAGUUGCAAAUGCCAUCGGUUCUCUUGGUAAGAAGUUCAAACUGACUUUUGUUGGUUCAUCUCCUGGUGAACACCAAAAAGUGGAACAGUGGUUUCUUGACAACACAUGCAUCAACCGCAACCAACUAACCAUCCGUGGUUAUUGCAGCCAACAAGAGGAACUUAAGAUGAUGUUCUAUCAGUCGGAUUUGGUUUCUCUGCCUUCCCGUACUGAGGGCUUUGGGUUGGUGGCCCUGGAGGCCAUUUCUGCUGGUGUUCCUAUCCUUGUUUCUGCCGAAUCAGGAAUAGCAGAGGCUUUGCAUAAAGUAGAGGGUGGACAGUCUGUAGUUAUUGAAUCAGAUGAUGAUGAUGCAACACAAUGGGUGCAAAGGAUUAAAGAAUUGUCCAAUCAAAGUCCAGAGGAGCGACAAACCAAUGCAAUGAAGCUUCGAGAGAACUACAGCAAGGUUUACUCUUGGAGUGGAGAAUGUGAGAGAUUUAAAGAAAUGAUCAAGAACAUAGUCAAAACUUCAAAUGGUACAGUAUGUUAUUUGGUUUUACUUUUGCUUAUAUGAUGUACUGGUAAAUGCCAUGUUUUUCUUUUUAUGUGGUGGGUAAGAAGCAGUUAAGAUCUAGCAUCUGUGAUCUGUUCAAUUGAGCCAAAGUUGAGGACAAGUGUAUGCAUGUAGAUAGUGCAAGGAAGUCUGGUUGUUACUGGAAUCAAAUGUAGCUAAUAAUUCUAAUAAACCUACUAACUGCAUUGUGAUGUUUUUCUUUUUCACUUUCAAAAUUCUUCUUUAGUUGGGAAACAUUGUUGUUGACCAGAAAAAUUUCACCAAUGAUUGUACAUUCACAGUCAGCUGAUAUGUUUGAAGUAAAAAUUUAACUUAUUGUUAAGCAGGCAGUGCCCUUGGCAAUAUGAAACAAGUCUUGUGUUUUGAUUGACUACCAGAGUGGGCAAGAUGGGAUUGCCAGUGUUGAUCCCAAGCAAGUAAAAAUUUUGGUGCAGCAAACUUGCACAAUUUGUUAUUUUUAUUAAAAUUAGAAUGCUCAAUCUUGGUCAUUGUAAACCUAUCAAAUGAUCUUACUUUUAAUUUGUCAAAUGAAAAACUAUCACUGACUUUCACAGUUGGCUUUCUUUCCCAGCACUCAAAAGUGAACAAGUCCUGAACUUGAGUCUGAUAUUCUUCUUCAAGUACAAUCUUUUGGCUAUAUGUUGAGUCUUUUAUUGACCAAGCUUUUAGCUUGUUUGGUCAAGAUAGCUGGUUAUUUACCUCAUCUUCUUUUUGCAUUUUCUAUGGACCAAGAUGUUCCAGUUAUCCUGACUUUACCCUUGGUCAAUAAUUAAUAUCCACUGUCCUUUGCACUGAAUGGGUGUAAGUGAAUUUGAAGUACAACUUUAACUUAGACUAUUUGUUGCAAUUCAACAGAUGCAAAAUUAAAUAUCAAAGUUGAUGUGGAAGACCUGAAAACUACAGAUCCAGAUAUGCACAGCACAGCUUCAGAGCCUGCUCUAUGUCAGAAGGCAACAACAACAUCAGGCACAUGCAGGAAAAGAAGAUCUGAUACAGAAAUAGAUGAUCUCCCAGCACUUAAAGCAAAAGCCUUAUGUUUAAUUGCUAUAAACUAUCUUCAGACUACACCACCACAGUCUAGAGAUGCGCAUAAUGAAUUUAAAGAAUACUUGAAAGAAAUGGAGAUUGUCUUCACAGGUGCUUCUGUGGGAAGCUUGGUGAUAAAAGUGGAGUGUCAUUCUCCUCAGAGCUUGGAGAAAUUGUGGAAAGAUUAUUCAAAUGGCCGUUUGGAAAAGGUGGUUCAGGAUUGUUUUGUCACUGAGAAGAUCUUGAAGGAACUGAACCUGACUGAGCUGAAGCUGAAAACAACAAUGGAUGAGGGAGAGUACAAUGCAUGCAGAGCACUUUUUAAAAAGGAUGCACACAGAGGUUAGUAACAAGAGAGUAACCUGGUCCUUUUGUAAAUCUUUUUUGCUAGAUUGUGAAGUAAAGUGUUUCCUCUCCAACAUACAACACCACCAGGUUCGCAGAGAGAGAUCAUAAACCAAAGGCCCCAGUUCAGAUAAAACCACUUGUCGCAGUAAUAACUACUUAUGUAAUGAACAUUUAAAGAAUCAUCACAGUGUUAUGAUAUUUAUUUGGUACAAAGUAUGAAAAAAUAUAUUUAUGUUAGAUGGAGCAAAUGAUUGCUGUCCCUGUAUGGGAGAUGAGCUCUCUGGACACAAAUAGAUGUCAAGCCUAGUGUCAUGGUACCAUCCUUGUUGUUAAUGUCAAAUUUGUCAAAUGCUUUAUAUCUCUGUUUGUAGCCUUUCCUUCAUCUUCAUUUUCCGCUACUAAUCCUGGAGAAGAAGAUGUAGCCCUUCAGCCCCAAUUGACAAGAUCCAUCACUGGAGGUUGGCAGAAACAAGAACAGGUUAAGAGAUGGGAGCAGGAGAUAGAGGCUGGGCAGCCAGAGAAAUCUAAAGGUAAACACCAAAUCUUUAAACUUGUUUGUUGAGAAAGCAAACCAGAAAAUUAUAUAUAUAUUUCUGGUUUCCAUGGAAACUGUUUACUUUUAGUGAAAAGUUGCUUUGAACAGUGAUUGUAUUUCUGUCAGGUAUCAAGAAUAAGCUGUUGCAGUUCACUAAUAUUUUAAUGAUCUUGAUGAUACAACUUGCUGAUACAACUUAUAAAGAGCCUGAUUGAACUGGGGCAUUAAAUGCUAAAUUUUCCAUGUGCACUUUUGCUCUAAGGUACUCCGCACUCUGCUGCAUUGUACACCUCUGGUCCUGAAAGAAAACCAGAAGACCUUUUUGAAUCAAUGAAACUGCAAGAAGAAAGAGAAUAUCAGAUUUUGCCUGCUUGGGAAGAAAGUAAAUUUAAAACUUAGAGUGCUUUCAGAUCUUAUGUCAGGUGAUAUUUUGCUAAGGAAUUAAUACCAGUGUAGUUUUUUUCUCCCACUAUCCUGCAUAAAGGAGUGUUGAUUCAGCUUUUCAGUACAGCUGUACUCAGCAAUUUUUUCUAGUAAUUUAAUGUAGAAAACAAAAUCACACAGUAUUCUAUACAAUUUUUUUCCUCGUUCUAUUCUUCAUAAAGAUAGUCUUGAGUUGGCAAUAUCAUUGGUGGAUUAAACAAUUCUAACUUCAUUACAUCCACCUGUUUCAUGGAUGCUGUAUUGGACAAAUGAGACUCUUUGCAUUUACAAGACGAUUAUUUAUUUAAUUAGGCUUUAGUGCCAGUCAUGUGUUGUGAGAUGAUCCCUGAGACAUGUGAAAAUGGAACGUUGUUAAGCGUACAUGUCAGUAACGUUUUGGAAAGGUUUUUUUUUUACAUUAGGAUAAUGACAGCUAAUGUGUCUGUGUGCUUUUUUUCUUGGGUACCUCACCUUUUACUGUAUUUUCCACCACUGAUCUCAACGAUGAGAACGAAGGUGGUAGGAUUCUAAAGAGUAAUUCUAUAAUGUUGAAAAGAAAAAAUUUUCUUAUUACUGGGAAUUUUUGUCAAAUCAAAUUUAGUUUCCUGAAAAUGUUGAAGCCAAACUUUGUCAUGAAUUUUAUUUAAUGGAUCUUUUUUCGUCUCAAACUCAAAGUCUUAAAAGUAAAAGUUUAAUAUUUCAUAUAUUUGUAUUAUUCGACAGUCCCAUUAAGAGUCAAAGGAGGCAGAAAAGCUGAGGAAGAAGAAGGUCUUGAUACAUUACUCACUUCGCACAUCAGAAAAGGAAAAUGGCGAGUGGUUUUGGAGUACUUGGAUGGGCUUCCUCGUUUUGAAAAUCCAUUUAGCAGCGUAGCUGGUGCACAAGAUGAUGAGGGAAUUGGCCUUCCAUUGUGUUAUAGUUCGCAGUCAGGCAUAUUGACUUGGUGGCCAACUGACGAAGACCGUGAUUUGGUCAUACUCUGUAAGGCAAUCUCCCAGUCCUCUCCUCCCUUGAAAAUAACAAAAUUAAUCCUCUCCGAGAGUCCGAUAAGAGAUGAAGGUGUGGAGAACUUAUCCGUAGCUCUCAGUCGCAGUGAUCUAAACAGCUUGACCCUCUCUUUCAGUAGUUUAUCGCAACAAGGAAUCAAGCACUUGUCCAAGGCAAUAGCGUAUAGAAAUUGCAAGAAAUUAACCAGUUUAAAUGUCAGUGGCAAUCACUUUGGGGAUAAGGGAAUCACGCACAUUUGUGAAACGCUAACCAGCAUUAACUGCGAGUUAACCAGGCUGGAUUUGUGUGUCAAUUCUCUUGGAAAUGAAGGGAUGAAACUCUUGUCUGAAGCAAUAACCUCGGGUAAUUGCAAAUUAACGUUGUUAGAUGUUAGUGGUAAUAACAUAGGAAACGAAGGGAUGAAGCGCUUGUGUAAAGCACUCACCAGCAGUGCAUCCAAGUUGUCUGGCUUAAACGUCAGACAUAAUCGUGUUGACGAUAAAGGAAUAAGUCACUUGUGUAAUGCACUGACUGAUACCAACUGCAAACUAGGCAUUUUAGACCUUAGAGGCAAUUCAAGUAUAACUGUUCAAGGAAGGAAGUAUCUGUGUCAUGCUUUGACCGGCAGUGACUGGAAAAUGGAAGGCCUUAAGCUUUUCCGUUCAUCUACAAAGUGAGGAAUCUGCUUAGAACUGAGCCCAGUUGCAUUUCGCUUGUCUUGUAAGAUGUUUUACUCUCAGAAGAGAUGUUCUUAGUUCUCAUUAGAGUGAUAUAGAUACGAAAUCGUCCAAUUGUUUGUCUUACUAUUUUGACUUUGCAGUGACUUUGUUUAUCGAAAGGAAUAGUUUUAUUGACUGGCUUCGUGGCAGUCAAAACGUAGCGAACAGCAAUUGUUACAGUCUCCUUCGUAGCCAUUCGUCGGGAUGUCUUGUAAGGUUCCUCUCAUCCCAAAGAACGGCUGCACCGGAGAUUACGAUCGUUAGUGAAUUUAGACCAUUAGAAAAACCAUUAAUUGUCCAUUUAAUCAGAUACAGUCCAUUUUUUGCUAGAUGGAAAUAGAGCACAUUACGAUUAAGUGUCGUAAUAGCAACACCAAAGUAAUUACAACAACCAAACUGAACAAAGGAAAAUAUCGAUGAAGUCAAAGCAAAAAACAGUCAGGCAAAUUACUGUUACUGAAGCGCGGGAAAACGCGGGUGGCGAAGACGCGAUUGGCUUUAGUCUUGAAUCUGACUGGUUGAUAAAUUUAUAUGAGUUUUCUGAAACAAUCGCGCAGAGAACUUUAAAAAACGAGGUAACCCUGGAUUGUUUUCGAGACUCAGUUGAGUAUUCCUUUAUGAAUACAAUAGCGUGAAGGGAAUAUUUUGAACCACAGAUCCUGAUCCCCGUCAGGGAACUUCUAACAGUGCUUUCCUCCACUUUACUCAUUUGUAACAAAAGUGUACGAAAUUAUAGGCUGUUAGUUUGUUAUUUAAAAAUUAUCUCGGAAAUUUUUUAGAAGUAAUUAGAUCCCAAUGAUAAGAAGAUUUCCUAUGGGAAUUCUAAUCUUAAAGGAGCCAAGUUGGGUAAGGUUGUCUUCUGAAAGGAAAAAUUUCCAAACAAUGUACUCUAACCAACUGUACUGAAAAAAGAUAAAAAUAUAUGUGUAUGGUG
Messenger RNA from Pocillopora meandrina, 6256 nucleotides. The record is from the annotation of a GenBank genome assembly. Lineage: Eukaryota; Metazoa; Cnidaria; Anthozoa; Scleractinia; Pocilloporidae.